Messenger RNA from Suillus discolor, 476 nucleotides. RefSeq lists its product as uncharacterized. NCBI's taxonomy places the organism in Eukaryota, Fungi, Basidiomycota, Agaricomycetes, Boletales, Suillaceae. The record is from RefSeq and is a predicted model, not a curated record. The transcript is spliced from 2 exons. The coding region runs from base 70 to 324 and encodes 84 amino acids.
AUUUGGUCAACAGUCUGUCGUGCUAGACGUCCUCACGGUUUCUUCCAUUGAAUCCGCAAUAUAGAACCAAUGACCGGCUGGCCUUACGUACCGAUGGGCUUCCUUCUAGCAGCAAUACCCGCACCAAUAGUCACUUCCUUUCCGCUUGAAUCACCUUCCUUCUCUGGGCGUUCCGCCUCGUCGUGCAGAGCAAAUGAAUCGACUUCAAGUAGCCCAAACAGAACGUUCUCGUUUGAAUGGGCGUUAAUGAUCGUAAAACUUCAUUCUCCGCCAGUGACUACAACAUCAUAUGAACGAGUCAAGUCCUGCGGUGUUUUGCCUUGAAACAUUCACAUUGCUAGAACAGAAUAGCUGCCACAGUUUAGGCACAUGAACAACACAACCAGGUAGGGGUUGGCAAUAUUGCAAGCCUUGGAGUGUGCGGAUCGAAUCAUGGAUCUCCCAAGUUGGUUCUUCUAAAAUCGAUGAACCUCCAU